Molecule: messenger RNA, 1216 nt
Organism: Dendronephthya gigantea
Lineage: Eukaryota; Metazoa; Cnidaria; Anthozoa; Malacalcyonacea; Nephtheidae
Product: ras-related protein rab7
Exons: 5
Coding region: 158-775 (205 amino acids)
Biological process (GO): endosome to lysosome transport; phagosome-lysosome fusion
Cellular component (GO): late endosome; phagocytic vesicle; lysosome
Molecular function (GO): GTPase activity; GTP binding
Source: RefSeq, a predicted model, not a curated record
GCCCCCGAUCACGAGACAUCCUUCAAUCCACAACCAAGUUGCGUUGUCAAGACCUGUUCAAUUUCUUGCGUUUGUUCGCAUUAUUUGUGAGCAAAACUUGUCUUUACCCUACUGUAAAUAUAGCUACGCAUAAAUUUAACCAUCAGGCUUUAAAAGUAUGUCAUCACGGAAGAAGGUUCUAUUAAAAGUUAUAAUCCUUGGAGAUAGUGGAGUUGGGAAGACGUCUUUAAUGAAUCAGUAUGUGAAUAAAAAGUUUAGUAAUCAAUACAAAGCUACAAUUGGAGCAGAUUUUCUUACAAAAGAGGUUAUGGUUGAUGACCGACUGGUCACAAUGCAGAUCUGGGACACAGCAGGUCAAGAACGAUUUCAGAGUUUGGGUGUUGCAUUUUAUCGUGGUGCAGAUUGCUGUGUUCUUGUCUUUGAUGUCACACAACCUAGUUCAUUCAAAACACUUGAUAGCUGGAGGGAUGAGUUUUUAAUCCAAGCUAGUCCAAGAGACCCUGAAAACUUUCCAUUUGUUGUGUUGGGAAAUAAAGUUGACUUGGAAAAUAGAGCGGUCUCAGCAAAGAGAGCUCAGGGUUGGUGUCAAUCUAAGAACAACAUUCCUUACUUUGAGACAAGUGCAAAAGAAGCCAUUAAUGUUGAACAAGCAUUCCAGACGAUUGCUAAGAAUGCAUUAGCACAAGAAACCGAGGUGGAAUUAUACAAUGACUUUCCUGACCAAAUCAAACUAGACAACAAUCCCAACAAACCACAAGGUGGUUGUGCUUGCUAAGCAUUAUGGAACGCAAUGCAAUAAAUGAUGUAUUAUUACAUAAUGUACUGGGGAAAUUAUUUAUUUGAAAUCCCUAAACUUUAAAUAAUACUGAUUUAUGGACAAAUUACUCAUGGUUGAUAGACAACUAUGACUUCAGAUUUUUUACAACUACCCUUUAGUAAUUACACACACCGACAAGUUGUUCAACUAUAAUCUAUUUUAAUUCUUACAAAUGAGAAAUUUUCCUGAAUUCCUUUUUGCCAUCUUUACCCUUUAUCCUAGGUAUAUAUAUAAAAAAGUAUAUAUGUAUCUCUGAUGUGCACAGCAUGAAAGGUUUUUCCUUACACUUUUUUGACCAAUAACAAUAAGUAGUUUAGUCUGUAUUUGGUAGAAGUAGAAUAAUCCUCAUUUUUGUGACAAGUAAUUUCAAGAAUUAUAAAACAUUUCAAGCUACUGCAA